UACCUCUUUUAUCGGCAGCACCUUACGAUGGCCCUAGUUAUCGUUCUAGUGAGUGUGUUUUUAUAAGUUUUAAUGUUAUUUUUAAUAGUAUGAUUAAAGUAAAUGGACUUUAUUGAUAUUACAAAUAGCAGCCAUUUUUUUGUAGUUAUUUUUUAUUUUAAUGAACUUAUUUUUAGGUUGUUAUAUAGUUAUUCAUAUUUAAAUAAUUAAAGAUUUUAUUUAAUUAGGCGUGAUGGAAGGUGACAAACCAAUAUUAAGGAUGGCGGAAGAACCCCCAGAAGACCCUACUACAGUUUCAGAAAGUACUAUAAAACCAGCCAAAGCAAGAUCAUCAGCGGAUUCUUAUGAGAAAAUGUUAAAGGACAUGAGUCUUCUCAUCGACUGGCUGGUGGAAGACUUUGGAUAUGACGUGGUACCAGAAGUGCAUAGACGAACCGACACGAAGAAGAAGAUAGAGAAGAAAGCCUUGAGAACUUCUAAUACUAAUUUUCCUUUUUUAGAGAAACGCCUGAAGAAAGGAUCUGAGAAACAUAAACGGGUCCAUAGCCUACGGACAAAACCCGAAAAUGAUAAGAGAAUGUCACAAGAUCCAACUUGGAUGUCAGACCUCAAGGCGUUUAUCAAGGAUCUCGUCUCUCGGUUUGGGCAAGAAGACUUAGAUCGAUAUACCAAACCUGUGAUGGCCGCGCUAGAGAAGAAACACAACAUACGGGUGACAGAUAUAGACGGUAAUAUUAUAGUUUUAAUUGUUUCUUGUAUUACUGUAAUGUGUAGACUAUCACUCAUCCAAUAUUUCUCCGGUAGGGAAUGUGGAAACGUCGUUAAAUAUUCCAGGAACUUCGCUAUGGAAUCUAAGUAUAGCUCCAUAUAUAUAUUAUUUAUAUUAGACUGCCUUUUACCUACAUCUUCACCCGUGUUGAUCUCGGUUGAUGCGGCAAAAAUGUUUUUUAGUUCUUAGGCUUUGGGAUGAAUGAAGAUAAAGUUUUAUCAAAAUUGGUUAUGUGGUUUAGCGUAGCACAGAAAACCGUGCUAAUAUAUACAGGGAUUAGAUAAAUCUACAAUAUUUAACACACCAGUGCGGUGAUUAAUGGUUGUUCCUCCACCAUAUUAAAUGUGGCAAAGGGGCGUAUAUAGGCUGUAGUUUUUGUAACUUUUAAUCAGUCAUGCGCUUAGAAUAAUCUCAGAAAUUUUUAUAUUUAAUUCAUCUUGAUCUAAGGCAGUCGAAGAUAGACAUGAAAGUCAUGUUAGGUUUUCUUGAGUAUUUUAUAAUUGCUGAAGUAUGCCUGAGUAGUAUAGCAAGAGGCUUAAAUUGUGUGCUUACAAAAAAACAAACGGCAUAAAAAUACUUCAAGUAUUUAGAUCUUAAAGGUAUCCUUUAA
Messenger RNA from Trichoplusia ni (cabbage looper), 1379 nucleotides. RefSeq lists its product as uncharacterized. NCBI's taxonomy places the organism in Eukaryota, Metazoa, Arthropoda, Insecta, Lepidoptera, Noctuidae. The record is from RefSeq and is a predicted model, not a curated record. Bases 233 to 958 code for a protein of 241 amino acids. The transcript has 7 exons.